AUGUUCAGUCCCCCGGUAUAUCUCUCUAUUGGCGAUGAGUAUGAUAAAUCGCCGCGCAGCACAACUUCACAACCGGUGAAAACCGGCGGAAAAACAUUUGUGGUUCCGAUGAAGCGAUCUCCUCACAUCACCGAUGCGGUCUUUCAAAAGCCGUUCGUCUCACUCGCCGUUGGUGAUGAGUACGUCGCGGUGCCGCCCGGCGGUACGUUCCGGCAGCCACUCGACAGCAAAAAACGCGGUGGGCCGCCGCCGGUGCCAUUCAAGCCGCCGAGCCGCCCGCACAAGUCGAACGGCAGCGGCACACAUUACGGCACCUUCAGCGAGUCCAACCCGCCGCGGCACGAGGCCGAACUGCCGCUCAUCCCAUCGAAGAAGCCCGGCGCCGACGCCAGCGGCAAGCCAGAGUUGCCAAAGCGUAAGAUCUACACAAAUCCUGGAAAGAAGGGAACCUACGGAUAUACCGGUCUCACUAUCGGCAAGGCAGGGGAGGUGCAGUACAUAUCGGACCCAGUGGGAGGCGCAACAACACAACGCCCCACCGCCCCACGCCCACAACAGCCGUUUAAGGCCGCCGUGAAGUCUGGUGGUUGCUUUGAUGAGAGUCCAUACGGAUUCAGCACCGUGUAUGGUAUUAACAAGCCCCUUCCACCCAAAAAAACACAGACACCACGUCCACCACCGGAGGUAAAGCCGUGGAGACCCGGUGGUGCACUCGUGAAGGACAUUACAAAGGUGCCAGAGUAUCAAGAAGAUCCGUAUGAUUUGAAGGAAAAACGAAUCCGCGAAGAACGACAGAAGGAGCAGAGUUAUAAGCCAUGGCUCCCAUCAGGUAAUGAUCCGUACCGUCAUAUCUACAAUUACCCUGUGCAGUACGAUCCUCCGCCGGUAGAAUAG
Molecule: messenger RNA, 894 nt
Organism: Trypanosoma theileri
Lineage: Eukaryota; Euglenozoa; Kinetoplastea; Trypanosomatida; Trypanosomatidae
Exons: 1
Coding region: 1-894 (297 amino acids)
Source: RefSeq, a predicted model, not a curated record